UUGGGCGCAAACUUAACCUAAAAAGUAUUAAAAUGAUGUGUUCAUUAAAGUUUUAGUUUCACUGAUUUUUCUAAUGGUUAUUAUGCGUUAAAUAUGAUAUAAAAAGUUUUUUAAACUUUUAAAAUUUACGUUAUUUAAUUAUUUUAAGUGUAUUAAUAAUAAUGGCAGAAGUAAAAGAUGAUCCAAGUGAAGUUCUUUCCAUUUUAAACUCUCUUGGAUUUGUUGGUGUUACUGCUUCUCAGUUGAAGUCUUUUAUGAAAGAUCUCAAACUGUACAGAAAAAUAAAAGAAAGAGAACGUGAAGCGUGGAAAGAGGAAAUAAAGAGGAAAAUUUUAACCAAGCAAAAACAAUCUCUUGUGGAAUUCAUUGAAGAACAAGAAAAGUCCACUAAGUAUAGUCAUUCAGAGAAGACAAUUUUACCAGAAACUCCACGAAAAACAGAUGCAAUGGUUAAAGUGAAGGUAAAAUAUUCACCUAGAGACACACAAAACGCUGAAAAAGAAAAUUUCAGACAAAGCCGUUCAAAUACGCAAAGAUCAGAUGUACCAAAAGAACGAGAAUGUGAUUUCUGGAUGAAAAAUUUAUUUCAAAAUGAUCAUAAGCAGAUAUGUGCAUCAAGUAAAACCGCAUCUAGUCGAGAUUACACUAAUCGCUCAAAAUCUGAAUCUAAAGAAAGUUCAACGGAUGGAUUGAAAAAGUCUCGAAUGGAGUCUUCCAAAGAAUACAGCGAAAGCGUUUCAUGUCUAAAGUCAAGAGAAAAAAUUGAAAAGAUUGAACGAAAGACACCACGCAUAUGUGAAAAGUUCCGAGCACAAAAAAGACCUGCAAGUGCUUCUGAAUCAAAUCCAAAGAUUCUUCAUCUUAAAACAAAAAGUACACUUUCUGAUCCUGGCGAAAGCAUUAGUUGCUCUGUUACAAGAACUUCUGUUUCAUCGCAACCCAAAUCAUUUAUAAGGCCCUGGAGGCUACAACCAGACGCUCAAAAACCUUGGAAGAAAUCCGAUCCUGUGACACUUUAUCAAAAAUAUCAAGAAGAAUGGAAGCAAUUUCCUCUUCCGGGAGAAGAUAAACACUUGGAUGUUCGAUGGGCGAUUCGCGAACGAAUGAUGGGCUGUGAUCCUCACCCUAGACCUGCUGAUUAUAAAUCUUCCCAUUUAUUGGCAUUGAAGAAAAGAUGACUAUAGAUAAGUUUAUUUUUUAGAGUAAAUUAAUAAUUUUUUAUAAGCCGAAUUAACUAUGCGUCAAAAUUGUCGCUCAAUCUUACAUAAUGUUUGUUAUAAUCAAUAAAUCAUAUACAUAUACUUA
Molecule: messenger RNA, 1305 nt
Organism: Leptopilina boulardi
Lineage: Eukaryota; Metazoa; Arthropoda; Insecta; Hymenoptera; Figitidae
Product: centriolar and ciliogenesis-associated protein HYLS1-like
Exons: 4
Coding region: 162-1178 (338 amino acids)
Biological process (GO): cilium assembly
Cellular component (GO): non-motile cilium; centriole
Source: RefSeq, a predicted model, not a curated record